Frieseomelitta varia is the source of this 2118-nucleotide messenger RNA. Its product is annotated as probable cytochrome P450 12a5, mitochondrial. The record is from RefSeq and is a predicted model, not a curated record. Gene Ontology annotation, molecular function: monooxygenase activity; iron ion binding; oxidoreductase activity, acting on paired donors, with incorporation or reduction of molecular oxygen. Lineage: Eukaryota; Metazoa; Arthropoda; Insecta; Hymenoptera; Apidae. Bases 35 to 1813 code for a protein of 592 amino acids. The transcript is spliced from 11 exons.
CGAAAAAUCGGUGGCUGAUAAACUGCAAUUGAAAAUGCAACGAUUGUUGCCAGGUUUAGCGUCGAUUUCUCGGCAAUAUUCGGCGAUAAAGAUGUCGAAGCCUUUGGGAACAAGCGAGAGCCAGAAACGCCUCAAUCUCGAUACUUCUGACAUUCUCUCUGCAUCCAUGGCCCAGUCGCAAGCGGCUUCUCUCGUCAACGAGUCUUUGCACGCAGACACGAUUCCUCUGUUGGAUCACACGGCCGAGGAAGUUCCAUCGACCACGCUCGAGGUGUCCACGUCGAGGGUGGAGUCGCAGAUCGUCGCCGACAAGUCGCCAUUGCCGUUCGAGGAGAUCCCUGGCCCGGCGAUUCUGAAGAUUUGGGAGAAGUAUUGGAAAUACGUGCCGCUCCUCGGUACGCAAGUGCUUUCCAGUCUACUAAUCAACAGAUUCACCCAGGGACGACUGACGUGGAAUCGCAACAUCACGCCUUUGAAAUAUUUAUUCAACGAGUACGGUUGUAUCGUGAGAAUCAACGGCCCUCUUGCGGGGGACAUUGUCAUGAUUCACAGACCCGAGCACAUAGCAGAGGUCUUCAAGCAAGAAGGCGAUAUGCCUGUACGAAGUGGCAUCGAUAUUCUGCAACAUUAUCGACUGAACUACCGCAAAUAUCGUCUCGCAGGGCCGUUUUCUGUGCAGGGCACGGAAUGGAUAGAAGUGAGAGAGAAGAUAGAGCAAUUGUUCAAUCGAAUUGCCCCGAGUUUUUUCGGAAAGAUCGACGCGAUCUGCGACGAGCUGAUUGCUAGGAUAUACAAAAUACGGAACAGACAGAACGAAGUACCUGUGAGUUUUCACGAGGACAUGAUACGAUGGGCCAUGGAGUGUUUCUGCGACGUAACGUUGAACAAGCGCCUCGGGUUCUUGGAGCCGGCUGGCUACAAUUCGUCGUCCGAAGCCACUAGAAUUAUCAACGCCUUGGUGACAGCGCACAAGUACCUGUGCAGCUGUGAAACUGGCUUUCAAGUGUGGCGAUUCUUCUUGACACCGUUCGCCAGGAAACUCUUCGAGGCUUGCGACGUACUUGACAAUGUCAUAGGGAAAUACGUCCGUCAAGCUCAAGGCAAGGUUCGAGUUCGAAAAUCUCAAGGAGAGAAGAGCUUAACGACCGACGACAGUUCACCGGUGUUGGAAAGAUUCCUCGUGAACGAAGGCAUUCAUCCAGACGACGUCUGCACGUUGCUGAUGGAUAUGAUCAUGUUGGGCGUUCAAGCGACGGCGAAUUCCGAGGCAUUCGUGUUGUAUCACUUGGCGAAGAACCCACGUACUCAAAGGAAACUCUACGACGAGAUCACUUCUCUCUUGCCAAAUAACGAUUCACCUGUCACGGAGAAAGCGUUAAGAAAUAUGCCGUAUUUAAAAGCUUGCCUUCAAGAAACUUUGAGAUUACACCCAGCCAUCCCUUACAUCACCAGACUGUUACCGAAAACUAUAUCUCUUCAUGGAUACACAAUACCUAAAGGGACAUUCGUUAUCAUGGCAAAUCAAAUUACUUCGCAACGAGAGGAGAACUUUGAGGAUCCAUUAAAAUUCCGGCCAGAAAGAUGGCUGUCCAGUUCUGUAAAAGGAGACACAGACUUCAGUUAUUUACCUUUUGGCCACGGUGUGAGAUCAUGCCUAGGAAAGAAUAUGGCCGAAACGGAAAUGAUGCUUGUGACAGCAAAGCUUAUACGACAAUUCAGAGUUGAAUACGAUUAUGCUGACAUCAAAGACAGUUUUAAGAUGGUGAACGUGCCCAAUAAACCGCUCCGUUUCCGUUUCGAGAAUAGAUAUUAAUCUACUAUGUGGUAGUAAAGUAUCGAUUAUUGCAGAGGAUUGUCGCAAUAGGGGUAUAUUUCAUUUCUUGAAACGUAAUUUAAAGUAUGUAACAGUAUUUGUGAUUUAUCGCUAGUUUUUAUGACAUUCAUUACGUCGAGAGAAAGAGGAAUGUUGUUAGAAAGAAUGUUAGUUUAAUUUAUCAUGUAUUUGAGACUGAUUAUACGUGUACCUUUCAAUGUCAAAGUGCAUAAAGAGCCUGUAAAAUAGAGACUAAAAUACAUCUUCAAAUGCUGUUGCCAAAUUAUUAUUUGAUCACAAAAUUU